Micropterus dolomieu (smallmouth bass) is the source of this 7152-nucleotide messenger RNA. RefSeq names its product SH3 domain-containing protein 19-like. The transcript is spliced from 17 exons. Gene Ontology annotation, cellular component: ESCRT-0 complex. The record is from RefSeq and is a predicted model, not a curated record. Gene Ontology annotation, biological process: protein transport to vacuole involved in ubiquitin-dependent protein catabolic process via the multivesicular body sorting pathway. The coding region runs from base 390 to 3689 and encodes 1099 amino acids. NCBI's taxonomy places the organism in Eukaryota, Metazoa, Chordata, Actinopteri, Centrarchiformes, Centrarchidae. Gene Ontology annotation, molecular function: protein binding.
UGACGUCACGCAGCCGGAGAGCGUGCGGCUCUGUAUCAUGAGCUCGCGACCGCCGGCGGUUAAACAGGGAAGCCUGGAGAAAGUCUUCAACCGAAACCACACAGCGACACUUACUGUAAAAACAGCAUGUUUUAACCAGUCUAACGCCUCGGAAGCUGCUGGACUCAGAGCCGAAGAGUUUAACUGACCCUGGAAGUCGUUUCCGCCGAUAAAGUUGACGGUGUUUGGGGCGAACUUGUCCCGAGUUGUUGCGGUGGACGUUAGCGACGACAAAACAAGAGGAGGAAUAAUGUCGCUGCUGUCUCUAUUUUGACCCAGCUCCAUUUCCCCCAGACAGACAGGAGCAGGACAAGUAAGGAGAGAGAAAGAGGGAAAGAAAGUAAGGAGAAAUGGCCGAAGCACGACCAGAAGAGGAGGAGGAAAACAUGGUGAGGGACACCCGGGAACAAGUGGUUCGAAGACAGCCGAACAGCUCCGGAGGUCGUCCUGACCGGCGUAAGCCCGAGCAGCGUCAGAGCCAGGGUCCACUGUCGUCCAUCAGAGCAGUCAUCAAGAGAACCUCCGCCAGGCCAACAUCUCUCUCUGAGGUGCCGCGAGACAGAGAGCGAGACAGAGAGCGAGACAGAGAGCGAGACAGAGACAGGAGGCGACCAGAAAUUACCAUCCUGUCAGCGGAGCCUCUGGCCUCCACAUCCUGGUUCCCCGGGGCCUCUGCAGGAUUUCCACCUCCCCCUCCUCCUGCCGCACAGAUCUGGGGACCCACAAUCCCUCCGUCCAUACAGCCUCCUCCUUCCUAUGAGGAGGUGAUCAGGGAGAAGACACAGGAGCAGGUUCUCCUUCCUCCUCCGUCCACUUCCUCCUCCUCUUCCUCCUCCUCCUCCUCUUCGUCACGUCCAGCUACUACAAUAACCAUUGCCACCCAGACUGACCCAGGAUCUUCCCCCGACCCACAAGACUCACAGGCGAAACGACCAGUGAAACCACCACGGCCGCCUCUCCCAAGCCCUCCCAAACCGUCUAACGUUGAUGACCUCACUAUCACGGCCAGCCAGUCAACACCCACCAACCUCGACAGUAACGGCGUUGUACCAAACAGUCACCCUGAGACGGUCACACACGGCGCCGCUCAGACACAACUUUGUUCACCUUUGACCUCAACCUCCGGAGCUCAGACUGACCAGUGGGAUCAGUCUGUUGCGGCCGUUGACGUGGCACCUCCUCCUGUCACUUCCUCUCACGUCCCGUUGGAGCGUCCCAAGCCACGACCCCGUUCCAGGCUCAGUGUACAGCCGAUCAGCAGCGAGGUCAAAGUUCAGACUUUGGUGAAACUGCGUGACGACGGUUUGGCCACGCUAGCUGCCCGCAGUGGAUCUGACGCUGCUAACCAGGAGGUGAGUCAGGGGAAGUACCUGCAGGAGCUCCUCGAGGCCUUCAGCAGCGACGACUGGGGCUUUCCAGAACGCCGCAGCGACAGCAGUGAGCACAGCCAAUCAGAGAGCGAGGACGGAGAGGACGAGGAGGACAUGGCGACUCUGAAAGCGAGGAUACAAGCCUUUGAGCAGCAGCAGCAGCAGCAGCAGGUGGCUGAUGGGAGCUGUGGCGACAGCAGAGACCUUGUUGUCACAAAGAGACCUGAACCCCGGCCACGCCCUCGUCUCCAGGGGCAACCAGCCAAGUCUGUCCCUCCUAUUGUCGCCCCGAAACCCAAAAACGUUUCACAUUCCCCCAAACCAUCCGGUAAGGCAUUCUGGGAAGAUGAUGGCGGGACAGCAGGAGCGGCAGACACGGGGAUCAUUGAGGCUUUGAAAACAACAGAAGCUCCUUCUACAGACUUAAACCCUCAAACUGCCACCGAGCCUGGUACCCCAUGCCUCGCCUCUGCCUCGCCCCCUGUCCCGGCCCCCAGGCCCUCUCCGCCCAAACCUACCCCGUCUGUCGGUGAGACCCUUCCACCAGCCAACCCCAAACCUCCACCCAGACCUCCAAUCGCCCCCAGGGCCAGCGUAGGAGCCCUGAACCCUGAUAAGAGCACGGCUGCUGGGCGCACCACCCCACCUCUGCCCCCGAGACCCUCUGCAGAGGUCGGCAGUGGAGCGCAGACAGAGACUCAGGCUGGAAGAGAAGAGGCACAGGACGCUGCAAACCAAACUGUGAAAGUAGGAAGUGGUCGUCCGGGCAUCCCGAGCAAACCAGCAGCACUGACCUCACCACACAGAGCCAGCACUCCACACCUGGCCCCCAAACCCACCGGAGCCCCACCAGCACCUCCAGAUCCAAACCCAGUUCUACCCAAACCUACAGCUGCAUCCCCACCCAUAGCACCCAAACCUUCAGGACCGGCCCCGGUUCCGACUCCAGGGCUCAAACCCCCAACCCCGUCUCCAGCUCCGGCCCUGAGGAAAGGCCCCGUGAUCCUGACCAAACCGGAAACUACCAGCCCUGCAAACCCAAACUCCUCAGACCCUUCUCUCCCUCCACGGCCUUCAAGUGUGAAGCCCCUGCCUUUCCGUCCUCCACCAAUCAAGUCCAUCCCUGGGCGGCCACCUCCUCCAGCCAUCAACUCAAUUUCCACGGCCAACCAGAAGACGCCUCCUUCUGCCAAAACAAGCCCCGCCUCCUCCGUUUCCCCGGCCAGCCGGUCUUCGCCUUCGCAAACCAGGUCAUGCCCUUCUCCUGUAUCAGCCAGUCAGGUGCAGUCUCAAAAGGCACUUAAGAGGGGACCACCUCUGCCCCCCCGCCCUAAACCUGGACACCCUCUCUAUAACAGCUACGUGAAACAGGAAGUCCUCAUCGUUCUGGAUGACCCGAGCCCCUCAGAGCCUCUAUCAGGUGAAGGGAGGAGUCAAACCGCCGUCACCCCACUCAUCAAACCCUCAGAGUGUCUCCUGGACCUGGACACCCAACCAGAGCCUGCUCCUGAUCAGGACAGCCAAUCAAAACUUCCCUUGGAGGGCCUCAACCUAUUAGACUCCCAGUCCAUUCUGCCUGUGCAGCCGACAGAGCAGAAAGAACAGCCAGACCCUCCUCCUGUCAGUGGUCCUCGGUGCGUCGCCUUGUUUGAUUACGAAGGAGAGGAGGAUGACGAGCUCACCUUCUCCCAGGGUGAUGUCAUCGCCCUCCUGGCACUCAUUGGGCAGGAGUGGGGGCGGGGCCAGAUCCACGGGCGAAUCGGGAUAUUCCCCCUGAGUUUCACUGAGGUGGUGGAGCCGCCCCCACAGCCGGAGUCGUCACCGGGGGAAACGGCAAAACCAGCAUCCACAGAAACCACAAAGAUAGAAACUACCGCACCAAAGACGCCACAGCACCCAGAGUCAGAGGCAAAGGAGUGGGCUGUGGCUGUGUUCGACUUCCCCGGUCAGACCGCAGAGGAUCUGUGCUUCCACAAGGGGGCGCUGAUUCAAGUGACGGAGCACAUCGAUGCUGAGUGGAGGAGAGGAAGACUGGAGGGGAGGGAGGGGAUUUACCCCGCAGCCUUCACACAGUCCUGCCAGGCUCAGCCAAUCCCAGGCGAGCAGUCAGCCGUUAAAGGAGUGGCCAAGUUUGAUUUCACACCAGAGAGCGAGGAUGAGCUCAUGCUAAAGGUCGGUGACAUUAUAACGCAGGUGGAAUCUGUGGACGAGCAGUGGAUUAUGGGACUUGUGGGCGGGAAGCGUGGGAUUGUGCCUAAAAACUACAUUUCCCUUCUCUGAUGAGGAAAUCAGCCAAUAGGAAACGCUCGAUGUCUUUCUUUCGCCUUGUGCUGCCUCUCUCUGUAAAAAGGUGUGUUUGUUUUGAACUGGCAGCCUCCUCCUUCCGCGGCCUGUCAACGCUACAGACAGUUUUUCCUGUGGGCUGCUUUUGAUAGUGGAGUGCUGCGUACACGUGGACACAUGUGAAUUCUGGUCCACAGUUUCCAAAAACUUUCAGGCAGUUUUUAAUGAAACAAAAGCAGCCUGGUCCGUUUUUAUUGGUACUUCGGUUACUAAAUUGGAGAGACGGGAACUCUGAGGUGUGAUUGGACCGUCAGUUUGAUUGACAACCUCGCUCUGGCACCUCCCGCUCUGCUCACUACUGGCAUUAAGACCAAGAGAGGGAGGGGCUUUCGCUGCCUAAAUGAUGGAGUAAAACGGAUAUCACGCUGUUGGUUUUCAUCUCGACGUCGUGCUGCGACUCUGUGCUCCUGAGUUAUUUUCAACCUGGACUGGAUUUAAUUAUCUGUUAGUGACUGACCGGCCAGUGGAUCCUUGUGCUCCUGAAGCUCAACAGUUUUAGCCCCGCACCAGUGCAAAUGGUUAAAAAUUAUCCGCAUGAUGGGAAAUUCUGGAGAAAAUAUAAUGUAGGUUGGAUGCGGCUGGUUUGAAGAGUCGCUGUUAGAGGACUUUUCCCCUUUGAGUCUGAUCACAGAUGUUUAACAAAGACUGAUUAAAACUGUUAUCAUGUGUCUGUGGACACAUUUUUUAAAAUCAGGCUCACUUACAGUAUUCAAACUAGAAAGUCUCAACUCAGCAGGUUUAUAGAGGAGGACCUCUCAGUUAAAUCUACAUUUAUUUUAAACACAGUGUACCACGAAGAACAUUAUUCUCAUCCUGAGCCAGAGGAGAUUAGAAAACUGAAUAAUGUGGAGCUCUAAGCUGAUUGGCUGCUGGGCUUUAACAGCUCUGAGCUGGAGGCAGAAGCCUCCUGAGGGUGAACACCAGCUUUUGUUUGUGUUUUUCCUAAACACUAAAUGUUUCUAACUUGGCACUUAACACUCGGCGAUCUGAGGGUCAAAAAAAUGACACUUUUGAGACUGGAAAUUAUAGGACGUUGUCAGUUUAGUUGACAUGAACUGUCAGAAUGUUUUGUGACACUGUGGGUACCUAAAGCUAUUUAUAAGUGCUUAUGCACAUGUUUUUGCAGAUAAAAUCUUACAGAAAGCUCCUUUUAUAAUGUUUUACAUUUCCUAAGCUUUAAAGCUAAACUGGAUAAUUUUACAUAAAGCACACUAAGCCUGAUUUGUCUGUUAUUUAGAAAUUGAUCACUGCUAAUCCUUUUGUUUUCAUCCAUCCUGCCAGCCUGAUGAAUGCAAAUGAGCCUGAAAGGUUUGGUGAAUGCAGCAUGGUGUGCUGGAGAAGAGUUGCACAACAUGUUUUAAUGAUCUUGAGCAUUUUUGGAAAAGGGUUAGCAGCGAAGUUCACAUGAUUUGUAUUUAACAGAAUUAAACGUAAUGCAAAUAAAACUUGACACUAAGAGCCAGCAGCUCAAUAAAAUCACACAUAAAAUUAUAAAUAAAAUCAUGGUCGCACACUUUAACGUGGUACGGUGGAUUAUGAACAUUAAAAAAUCACAUUUGGGAUGUAAAGAUAUCAUAAAACAUGUUUAUACUUUAUAACAGUUCAACAGAAAUGCUGAAAGUUGAGACAUUAAGGAAGUAAAACGAUAUUUCACGCCCACAUUGGUUCACGUUGGAUCUCCUGCAGCUGAGCAGCUUUGUAAAGCAGCAUGCUGAACUGUACCAAAUAUAGAAAGUCUGUUAUCGUACUGAACCUUUUCUCAUCACGGUGCAAUGCUCCAGCUGUAGUACUUCCAGCUUUUCUCAGUAUGUUUCAUAUUUCCAGACUGAAUAUUCGUCUCAUACUCAUGAACUGAAACUCAUAUGUUUUCUAUUAAAGGUAAAACAUGAAGGAUUUUCUCUAAAUGGGCUGUCAGCAAAUUAGCAGCGAUGAUGAUUAAUUCCUCUUCUGAAAUUAAAUGUUGUAGUUGCUAAUCAAACCUGUGACUUUUAGGAUACAUGACAACAUCUCAUUCCUGCCACUUCCUGUUCAUUGGUCUAAUUUUAAAUGUGCUCAGAUUAAAACUUAACUGAGUUACUUUUUAGAUAAAGCUCUUUUUUCACUAAUUAUUCAUUGAGUUUUCAAUGUAAAGGCAUAUUUAAAAUGCAGAUGAAUGAUCGGUUGACUAUUCCUUGUCCACUUCUUGUGGAACGGUUACAAAAGUCUGUUCUUCUUUAAAUAGCUGAAACAGAAGCGUUCUCUACAGUAACCUUUCCUGUUCACUGCUAGUUUAUUUUACGUAUGGUGUUUAUGUUGCUCACAGCCAUUACAAGACCGUCAGAGUCCAUUAAAUGUAAUUAGAUGUCAACUCAAAAUGCCAGCAAUACCAUUAUUGUGAUUGUCAAUGAUUUUCUCGAUUGAUUGACAGUUGUUUGGUCAAUAUCAUCAUCCCAAAACCCAAGACGACGUCCUCAACCAUCUUGUUUUGUCCACAACCCAGAGAUUCAGUUCACUGUCUUAAGGUGAUGAUACACGGAGCAACUUUUAGAGCAAUGUUGCUGUCAAUGGUAAUGAGUAACGAUUACUACUCCUGCCCGCACCGCCGCUCUGCGUUCAAAACAUAGUCGGACUUGCCACUAGCAAGAUUGUUCAGCAACAUUGCUCAAAAAGUUUCCCCGUGUAUCAUCAGCUUUAGGAGUGAAGAAAACAAAAAAUAUUCACACUUGCUGGGAUCCAAAAAUGUUUUCCAUGAAAAAUCUAAUUGAUAUAUUUUCAAAAUAGUGGACAACACAUUUAAUAGUUGACAACUAAUGGAUUAAUCGUUUGAGCUUUAAUCUGCUGUAAAAAGUAACAAAUGAAGCAACAAUUUGACAGUCAUGAAUGAAGUUAGGGGAAAUGUUCGCACUAUAUAUUUAAUAAACUAUUAGUGACAGAAAAUGUUGAUGGAAGUAAACGUUCACUAUUUUCUGCAGUUUGCAGACGCUGCAUUCAGCCAGCAGUUAAAAUGAUUCUCACUAGACAAUCACGCAGGUGGAGUAAAGAGUGAACAGUUUAGGUAAUGGUCAGUAUUUUUAUGUUGUUGGAAAAAUGUUUUUCAGCGUCAAUAUUUCUGUUGUUGUGAGUGGUAGCAUCCAAGGUUGGAGCAGGGUGGAUUUUUCAUUUCUAAUUUGAAGACACAAUGGAUCGUUUGCAGGUGUCAUCACGACUAAUUUGGUGGCAACUCGUCAAAGAGAAAAUUUCACAUGGUGCAUCUUUAAUUGGACUAUUUGUGGACACGUAAUGACUGUAACACUACUUUGUGUGUGUGUGUGAGGGAAAAAGACACACGAGGAAAGAGAUUCAUGAACUGCUUUGUAAGAGAUAUUUUGUGUAUAAUCAAACAUUCCAACUUUUUAAUACAAAUAAAACUUUCAGACAACAA